AUGCCGCGCGCCGAAGCCGGAAGCACGAAGGCGAUCAGCAACAAGAUGAAGUCCAAAGGCUUAGGCCGACUUCGCUGGUAUUGUCAGGCCUGUGAAAAGCAAUGCAACGAUCAAAACGGAUUCAAGUGCCAUGUGAACAGUGAAAGCCACACGAGACAGAUGCUCCUAAUCGGCGAGAACUCCAAGAAGCACAUCGAAGAGUUCAGCCGAGACUUUUUACGGAACUUCGUUGAACUUUUGAGAACAACACACGGCGAGAAGAAGAUACAAAUCAACCACUUUUACCAGCAAGUUAUCCAAGAUAAAAGCCAUAUUCAUAUGAACUCCACGAAAUGGUCAAGCCUGACACAGUUCGCCUCAUAUCUCGGACGGGAGGGUAUCUGCCGCGUGGAGGAAGGCGAGAAGGGAUUGUUUGUCUCUUGGAUCGAUAACAGCCCCGAAACCAUGCGCAAGCGUGAAGCCGUCAUGAAAAAGGAGCGACAGGACAAGGGUGAUGAGGAGAGGGAACAGCAGCAAAUUCAAGAACAGAUCGAGCGGGCCCAGCGCAGUGCAGCCAACAAGACAGAAGAGGAACCUGAAGCGAAAUUGUUACAGCGAAAGGAAGGCGAGAAGAUAAAGCUAGAUUUCGGAUUUGGCUCAAAGCCAAAGACAGACGCAAAGCCACCCUCACCUCCAACUACAGCCGAGUCCCCCGAGACAAAGGAUUCUCCCACACAUACCACUGGUUCUCCCACUCCACCCGCCGAAGUUGCAGCACCGGCACCAGUCAAAGUCUCGAUGUCGAUGGGCGCACAGAAGCCCAAGAACGUGUUUGCUGCUGCUAAGAAGAACCCCUUGGCUGGCAAGAAGGGCUCCGUGUUCGCUCCUCCUAAGAAGAUGACUGAGCAGGAGAGGAUCAUGAAGGCUGAGAUGGAGGCAAUGGAACGCAAGCGGUCGCACCCAGGCUCUGGCUUCAAUAACGCCAAGCGUCCCAAGGUCACUUGA
Molecule: messenger RNA, 984 nt
Organism: Penicillium arizonense
Lineage: Eukaryota; Fungi; Ascomycota; Eurotiomycetes; Eurotiales; Aspergillaceae
Product: putative C2H2 finger domain protein (Kin17)
Exons: 3
Coding region: 1-984 (327 amino acids)
Biological process (GO): DNA damage response; DNA replication
Cellular component (GO): nucleus
Molecular function (GO): double-stranded DNA binding
Source: RefSeq, a predicted model, not a curated record